Molecule: messenger RNA, 2271 nt
Organism: Gregarina niphandrodes
Lineage: Eukaryota; Apicomplexa; Conoidasida; Eugregarinorida; Gregarinidae
Product: protein phosphatase
Exons: 3
Coding region: 1-2271 (756 amino acids)
Molecular function (GO): RNA polymerase II CTD heptapeptide repeat phosphatase activity
Source: RefSeq, a predicted model, not a curated record
AUGGUGAUAUAUAGUACGGAGAAAGGUUGGAUAAGUUUGGUUCAUUAUGAUAGUCAGAGUAUUUUGGAUCCUGCUCGAGAUUGUGGAAGGCCGUUGUUAGAUGUGACGGCUAAAAACCCGUGUGUUCAUAACGUAGUUCUCAACAGGUUAUGCGCGUCCUGUGGAGAAAUUGUGGAAGGACCGAAAGCUACAACUGCAAUUGAUGAUAGAAUACAAAUAUCAAAAGAAUAUGCCGAGACGUUAUCACAGCCGAAAAUCCAAGAAUUGUACUCAACCAAAAAACUGAUCCUUGUUCUAGAUCUCGACCAUACCCUCAUACACGCAGAGCAAACACCGCCACACGUUGAACUACUAAGAGACAACCAGAUUAAUACCUUUCAAUCGGAAGAACUGAAACUGCACCAGCUAUGCUCGUGCAAAGCAACUGAAACCGCACGCGGCCCGCGGAUGCCCGCCACCGAGAUGGAGCGAGGUUCAGACGAACGAGCUUCAGAGGAGCGAGGUUCAGACGAACGAGCUUCAGAGGAGCGAGGUUCAGACGAACGAGCUUCAGAGGAGCGAGGUUCAGACGAACGAGCUUCAGAGGAGCGAGGUUCACUGCCGGCAGACAACGGACGGAGGAAGCGAAUCUACUGUCCGGUCUGUGACACCAGCGGCUGCCUCGCUCCGGAGCGCCAAGUGUUAAUCGAUGGCCGGCAGCUGAAAGGCGACUUGGAGGUGCAGUUGCCGGAUGCGGAGACAACCUUUUGCCAGUACGUGGAAGACGGAGAACAAAACCCCGCCACCAAGUACAAAUUGCGCCUCCUUGAGUCGGCCGUGUUUUAUUUGGAGACCGCGGUCAGCGCCUCUGCAUCCGUAGCCAGUCAUUUCAAACUUCGGCCCGGUGUUGUCCCCUUUCUGCGGGAGAUGGCCAAGUACUUUGAAAUGUAUAUCUAUACCGCGGGGAUCCGCGAACACGCAAACUGCGCUCUCUCGCUCCUCGACCCCGACCGUCGCUGGUUCCCUCAUGACCACGUGUUCAGCAGAGAUGCAGUCUCUAUGCGGGGUACCAAGAACCUCAGCCGCGUUCUACCUAGUGACCAUCAUGCCAUCCUCGUCGUAGACGACACACCCGCCGCAUGGGACGACGACGUAGGACUCUUCGUCUGCUACCCUUACGUCUGGUUCGCCAGUCCUCUGGACCACUUCACCACGCCUCUCAACCCCUACUCACUCGACCUCAAAGUCUCCGCUUUCCGAAGGGCCCUCUGCCAAUACGGCCCACUCCGAAUACUGAAUGCCCUCAAGAAAGCCGGCAAAUACCAAACAGCUCAGGACACAAGUCAAGACGCGACACAGGACACGAUCAAGGAACAAGAAACCACUCUCAGCGGCCUCAAGCCUCUCAGCGACGGCACCAGUCCACUAACACCUCCCCUCGAAGAACGGACACCGCGAAUACACAACCCCUUUUUCCCAGACUCACUGGCCGGCCGCAAAGCCGCCCCAACUCAAUACCAAGACGAAUACCGGGGCUCCGCGCUCCAGCUCCAACCGUUCACUUGGGCUCCGCCAUUUGAACGGCUGCCCCAACUCUGGCGAGAGCAAAAUAUCGAAGCACGCUGCGGCGAGAAUCUUCCCAGGUCCUUCAAGGACAGCGACCUCCAGCUCUAUUGUCUCCGGCGGAUUCUGAAACUGGCCCACAAAAUCUAUUUCGCAGCUCUGGACGCACAGGGGUACGAAACGGAACUAACUAUUCCGUCGUUGAAGGACAUUCUCGACGUGAUUAAACUGAAGGUGCUCCAGUCGACAAGGCCGUUUUACGGCGACCCUCCUCAUGGUUGGUCCAAGACUCAGUCCGCCACAACAUUCAAAUUUCUGGGCGCUGAGGUUAUCCACAAUGACGAAAUUCGGACCCCCACUCACAUCCUCCUAAACCGCCUAGAUGUUGUUCCGCCUCAUAUUCAAUUGCCCACCGUCACUCAAGACUGGCUGGAAUUCGCGGCGUCUACCUUGAUCGCGCCGGAUGACGAAGUAUUCUCUCCAAAUAAUGCUAGGGAGCUUCGGGUCUUUUGGGACGCCUGUGUCCUGGAGCAACCAACUAGUACCGAAUGCGGCAAACGUCAACGGACAUCCGGCAUUUGCUGCGUUAUGGACGACACUGAGUGGCUGGUCAAGCAUCGAACAGAUGAAAACGAAUUGAUCGAAGCCGUUCUCUCCAGAAGCACCGUCAAGAGACCCGUGGACAUCGAAAAGCUCGAGGAUGAUCUGCUCCAGGAGCUGGAAAUAUAA